Esox lucius (northern pike) is the source of this 1669-nucleotide messenger RNA. RefSeq names its product homeobox A9a (gene hoxa9a). Gene Ontology annotation, biological process: proximal/distal pattern formation; DNA-templated transcription; embryonic skeletal system morphogenesis. The record is from RefSeq and is a predicted model, not a curated record. Gene Ontology annotation, cellular component: nucleus. The transcript is spliced from 3 exons. The coding region runs from base 799 to 1602 and encodes 267 amino acids. Gene Ontology annotation, molecular function: RNA polymerase II cis-regulatory region sequence-specific DNA binding; DNA-binding transcription factor activity, RNA polymerase II-specific. NCBI's taxonomy places the organism in Eukaryota, Metazoa, Chordata, Actinopteri, Esociformes, Esocidae.
UGUUCUAGGUUCUGCCGUAACUUAGUCUGUUUUGAAGAGAAAAUUUCUGACAAUGAAAAUAUGAAAUAUGUUUGAACUUUUUGACACAAUAUGAAAGAUAUUACAUACUAGAAUGGAAAGCUACCUAGAGCAUUGGUUUUAAGGAGGAAUAUCUGAAUAAUUUACGUUCCUUGGCGCCAUAGAAAGAAUGCAGCUUAUGACAUUUGUUUUCGUUUAUACGCCCCCUAUCCGGAGAAGUAAUUUUGGUUAAAUUCAGCCCCUGUAUGUUCUGUGGUGAGUAUUAUUGGUGGUGCUUAUGACCCUAUAACAUAAGAGUACAUAUACUCAUUAAAUUCGUAUUUUACCUCAUUUGGGAGGAUUGUUUUAGGAAAUUUACUGAAGUAAGCUGUACUGCUAAGGACAUAAUUCCAAAGGUAUUUUUUUCAACUAUUAUUUUUUAUAACCGUGCAUUUAUAUCACCAGUAGUCGUAUGAAAUAAUAAUAAUUUGGUUUUAAAACUAGAAGAUGUUAAGUUUUAAGACGAAGACCUGCGAGCACAUUAUAGCCAAAACGAUUGAUUUAUCCUUUAUUGUUCAGCCUUCCUGAUCACGUGCGCGAAUCACCCAAUCGAAUGGCAGCCUUGCAUCCUAACUAUUAGUCGAGUGUAGUUCUUUGUGGUGCCAAGUUGCUACUUGAUUUCUUGAGAUAAUUUUGGGAGAGUGGGUUUUAGUGCGUGUGUAUGUGUGUGUGGUGUGUGUGGCGCGACUGUUUCUGUAUGUAUCUGUGUAUGUGUGCGUACACGUGAAAGUCUAUUUUGCCAUGUCUGCAUCUGGAACGUUGGCUAGUUACUACGUCGACUCUCUCAUCUUGCCGGAGAGUGAGGAACUCUCCGCGCCCAGAUAUCCAUCUGGUCCGGGGGGGCUGCAGCACGCGAGGCAGCCCACCUCGAUCAAUGAACACACCGAGCUUGGCCCCUGUACCUUCCCGACAAAAGCUCCCGUAUUUAGUCCGUCUUGGGGCCAUGUACCGACCCAGUUUCCUGGCGCAGUUUCGUCGGUGUACCACCACCCGUAUGGGCAUCACCAAGGCUCGGGUCCAGGUGACGUGGAGGGUCGCUACAUGCAGUCUUGGCUGCUGGAGCCCAUGUCCGGUUCCUUGCCUUUGACGGGAUUACCUACGAGUCAUCACUACGGGAUCAAACCGGAAAGCCUGGCUGCGCGAGGGGACAGUGCGCUGCCCGGAUCCCACACUGCCCUUCUCCUGUCUGAUUUCCCCAAUGGGACGGUGACAACGGCGUCCCCGGUUGACAAAGACACACUACCCGGCCAGACCAGGGACAUGAAAGGGGAGAUCGAGGAAAAAAUAUGCCUUGAUCCAAAUAACCCGGUAUCCAACUGGCUCCACGCGAGUGCCACGAGAAAAAAGCGCUGUCCGUACACCAAGCACCAGAUCCUCGAGUUGGAGAAAGAGUUCCUCUUUAACACAUACCUCACGCGGGACCGUAGGUACGAAGUGGCGAGGCAGCUCAACCUUACGGAGAGACAGGUCAAAAUCUGGUUUCAGAACCGCAGAAUGAAGAUGAAGAAAUUUAACAAAGAUGGUGGACCAAAAGAUAUUUCAUAGUUUUCUUUUAUUACACAACAGCGAGGAGCAUUCCCCCUCUUUUGGAACCGGACGUUUGGAUUCAUUA